Molecule: messenger RNA, 3612 nt
Organism: Poeciliopsis prolifica (blackstripe livebearer)
Lineage: Eukaryota; Metazoa; Chordata; Actinopteri; Cyprinodontiformes; Poeciliidae
Gene: bbs10
Product: Bardet-Biedl syndrome 10
Exons: 4
Coding region: 83-1999 (638 amino acids)
Biological process (GO): chaperone-mediated protein complex assembly
Molecular function (GO): ATP binding; ATP-dependent protein folding chaperone
Source: RefSeq, a predicted model, not a curated record
GUUUUAUCAAUCAAAGAGUAAGGAUUGUUUCUAGGCAACACAAAAAUCCUUCCUGUUCGACUGGCGUUAACAGCGUGUAAAGAUGGUGCCACUGGAGCAACUCCACCUCAAUCACGUCUUACAAACCGUGUCUGCACUGGAGUCCAUCAUCCUUCGGAGUUUUGGACCUGAAGGAGGACAGGUGUUGUUCACAAGAGAUACAGGACAAGUAAUGUUGAGCCGAAGCGGAAAACGCAUACUCACUGCACUACAUUUGGAUCACCCACUGGCCAGGAUGGUGGUGAGGUGCGCCUGGAAGCACAGCACAAUAACGGGUGAUGGAUCCAAAACCUUUGUUCUUCUGCUUGCAUCAUUACUACGAAUAAUUCAUGCAACAACCACUAAGGAGCCUCAUAUGUUUCAGCCUCAUAACUCCACAAAAGCAGCAGAAGCUGCCACUGCCAGGCACUUGGCUGACAGACUGCUAGAAUUUGCACUGACUGAGUUGGAUGAACUCAUUGUGCUGAAUGUGCUGCCACAUGGAUUCUGUGUUUCAUUAGAGAAUUUCACAGUGAAAACACAACAUAAUCUCAGUUUUCAAACUCUUCUGGUAUCGUUUUUUCACACACGCCUGGGCUAUGCGUAUUGUGACUUUUUCCGCAACCUCUUCUGUGAACUACUCAGUCACUGGAAGGUAGCAGAUGACCAACCCUCAUUCUCCAUUCAACUUUUAAAUAACAGCUUCCCAGCACUGCAUACCCAAGUAUCAGGCAUGCCUGUCAGCUGCUCACGUUUGAUUGAAGGGCAGAUAAUUCACAGAGACUUUGCUACGCUUUGCCCCCAAGUAAGAAAGCAGCCACUCAAAGCUGUAGUUUUCAAUGGAUACCUGCAGCCGAAAUUACUCAACACAGGAGAUGUACUUGAUUUGCUUUGUGGAGACAAAGUGACAGAGGACAGGGGUAUUGUGCACUUUAGCUCUUGGACAGAAAGGUCAGUGGAGGGCAUAAUUGCAACUCUGCAGAGUUUUGGUGUCUCUGUCCUUUUGUGUGCACUGAAACAGUCCUCUGCUGUCCUGGCUGCAGCAACACAGGCAGGGAUGUGCCUUGUGGAGUGUGUCAGUGAAGAAGAAAUUUCUCUGUUUACGCAGCUAAGUGGGGUAACACCCAUCUCAGACUGCAGGAGGAUUCAUCCAGAGCAUAUUGCAAAACUGACUUUCUGUAAACCAUUACUGCUUGGAGCCCACAGAUACGUUCAUUUGGACUUCCAUGAUUGUGAGGAAAGACUCAGAGUUAAACCUUGUAGCCUGGUGAUUUGUGCCCCAAGCGAAGGUCAAGCUGAUCAGCAUGCAUGUGCAUUUCAAGACGCCUUUCGAAUGCUACUGACAGCAUUGGAGCCCUUGCACAAGAUUCAGACGGCUCUAAAGAAAACCAUCCCAUCAGAAAAAUGCAGAUCUUUACAUGCAGACAAUAUAAGUAAUGAAACUGCAUGCAGAGUGCAUCUUCAUCAAAAAUGUAUGAUAGACACAGGUUGUGUAAUAUCUGCUGGUGGGACAUUUGAGUUUCUGCUGCACCGUGCCCUUCAUCAAUAUGGCCACAGUUGCUCAGUUUCUGUUAACACAAGUGCAGUUUCCCAGCUCUUGGCAAAGGCCCUGUUGAGCGUGCCCCAGCAGAUUUACUCUCACAACCUAAAACAUUUCCUGCAGGCACAAACCAGGGUUACGGCUUUGAUUCCAAAACAACCCAAAGCCCUCAGCACAAACCUCAUACAUACCGAAGGUCCUCUUGGAGAUGGCAAACUAAACUUAUGCUCUUGUAAAAAGGGGAACAUGUCAUUAAAACUUUUGGACUUGGGCCUUGAAUCCGUCUCUUGUAAGUAUCAGCUGGUACUGGCUGUGCUGCAGUGUCUCACAACUCUGCUCCGUAUGAACAUGGUGCUGCGGACACACACUAUAUUACACACAAAGUCCCACAAUUCCCUGAAUGCUCACUCAGAAAGCUCAGAGGACGAGGUUGAAGACUGAUGUUGUGUUGCUCUAACUGGAAACCAGAAAUGCACUUUUUACGGCAACAUUCAGAAAAAGAACAUCUAAUUUUGGAUGAAAUAAUUGCACUGUCAUUUUUUUCAAUGUGUUUUUUCUUGAUAGUUCAUUGCAGUGUUGUCAGACUAAUGCUUUUGAUCUGUGAAAAUCUAUUAUAUGUAAAUGAAAACAUAAGAGAUGACUGUAUUUAUAGGGAAACGAAUGAAGUGAGAUAAGGUUUUGCCAAACAUAUAAAAUAAGGAAAAAAUCUUGUAAUUUCACAUUGCACAGAGUAAAGUGACAUAGUGACAUAUUUGUCUCAUACUUAAAAUAUUUAAGUAUGACCAAAAAAAGAAAAAACCCAGAAGAAAUUGUUUUCACAGCACAAUACGUCCAUGAAGUAAUUUACUCUUAGGAAAAAAGAAAAACUCAUCUGCGUCACUAUUUGUCUUUCAAAAUGCUUCUUUCUUAUCUUUGUUCUCCUACAUUCCUUUGAACAUCACAGUUUGGUGUGAAGAAAAGAAACACACUGUUGUAAUAGCACAGAAACAUGGCCAUACAAGUGAGUACCGGUACUCUCCUUUUUGCAAUCAGCCUUAUCUACAUAGUGGGGCUUUGGCAGCACCCAACUUUCAUCAGCCAAAUCAUAGACUGCUUCCUUGUACUGUAAUCAAAGGAACACAAAUGCUGUUUUCACCUCUGCUUUUGGGAGAAACUGAGUCAUCUGGAUUUUAAUUAGACUCUUAAUCUAUUACACAUUCUGUUUACUGUUAUUUCUGCAUCCUUAGUUUUUGAGACAAAUUUUCCACAAUUUAAUUAAGACAAAGUGACUCAGAAUCACUUUGUCUUAAUCAAAGGCAGCUCUUUUCUUUGUUUAUGAUCACCAUGAGUCACUGUUGAUUGUCACCAAAAUCAAAGUGGAAAAAGCUGAAGGAGUGGGUGUUUUUUUUUUCUCUCUCUCUCUCUCUCUGCACACUAGGGAACAAACUGAAAAUGUUAUUGUGCUAUCAGGACACCUCAGCUUUUCUAAUCCUGGCAGUGAAGUAGUAAAUUAUUCAUGUUUGGUGUCCAUACGAUUAAACAGAGUUCCAGCAGAGUCUGGAAAAAGAAUUGAAUUGAAUUUUACAUUGUUUAGAUCUGGGAACAUGAAAAAGUCAAAUAGUCUCUGUUUUUUAACCUACUUUAUGGUGUCCAUCCUUCUUUCCAUUUCUGUCCUAAUGCCUUUUCUCCCACCCUCCCUUGAGUCCUUCCCUCAUUCCUUCAUGUGUUCAUCUUUGCUUCCUUAGAAUCUCUUCCAAGCGGCCUCCUUCAUGUUUUGCAUUCUUCACUUUGCAUACAUACUUUGAAUGCUCCAUACUGUAACAGAUUUUUCUCAUUUUCCAUAUCUCCUUUUUCAUGUCCCUUUUAUUCCUCCUUUUGUCUGCCUUCUCUUUUAAAAUUGCGGUUUUAAAGCAUUUGCACUGCAGACAUGUUUACAAUAAAUUCAUGUUGAAUUUUAAUACUUGAUUUUUUUUCCAAGUGAACACAAAAAACUAGAAACUCUGGGGAAUAGUAUGGAAAAGUAUGGUAUCUUAUCAUAAAAAUGUUUGGUAUCAUGAUUAAAAACAACCUGUGAG